Molecule: messenger RNA, 867 nt
Organism: Paramecium tetraurelia
Lineage: Eukaryota; Ciliophora; Oligohymenophorea; Peniculida; Parameciidae
Exons: 2
Source: RefSeq, a predicted model, not a curated record
AUGUCAAUCAUAAAUUAAGAGCUUUUACAAAAAGCUAUACAGCUAAUAAACAGUUAACCCUCCAUUUAUCAGCAAUUGAAUACAACUGAACUUGAUAAGGGGAUAGAUCUCAUUGAUAUCUAUUCUGUUUAUGGAGAUGUAGAUUAAAAUAUAUAUGAAGAACCAGGCGAAAUUCAGUUCAAUUUUGAAAUGGAAUAAGAGUAGCCAUAUGAAGAAGUCAAGGAAAGCAUUCCUCCAUAGAAUCUAAAAAAAUCACAAAUCACUUUGGAUUACAUAAAGAAUUAUGAUAAAUGCGAUUAAGUAUAUAGAACAAUAGCAGAAACGUAAGGUGAACUUGAGGUAUUUCUGGAUCGGAAUCAAGAUAUCUACCGGUCUUUUAAAAUCUGGAGCGAUUAAUUAAAUUAUGGAGAGCUAUAUUCAAAGGACCCAAAGUACAUUGAGAAAAUUAAAUUUACAUUGAUACUUUUAUCCGAAUGGUUGAUUGCUGUGUGUUAUAAGUCAUAAGUGAAAAAGAGGAUUUUAAUAUAAACUUAAACUUAACCAAGAGUAUAAUAUAAAGCCAAUAUUUUCUUGGAAUAUAUUUAUGAGCCUAAGAAAUCGAAUGAAAGCAGAAGAACAAGUGAAGUGAGACGAUAAACAGUGCACGAAAUUUUACUAGCCGCAACUCCAGAUAUGGCAUAUGUUCUGUCUGAAGGGUUUAUAAUUUAGAAAUUAACUAAUUAAUUGAUUGCUCCUAUUCAAGGAGGCUAUUGUAAAAUAAAAGAUUGGCUCAUAGCAGUUAGGGGAGUCACAAAUCUAAAUAUGAAGGAAUUUUAAGAAUUGCUUAAAAUUAGUCGAGAAUAUUUUUCUGAACAGAGUACUAUUUGA